AUGGUGAAACUUGCGACGGCGCGUGAGAUUAGAACGUACGGCCCUCGGCUCGGCAGGAGCAGGGCCGAGUACAUCAACGCAGGUCUAUACCUGUUCGCCACCGUAGUGCUCAUCGGCGGUUUCACGGCUACAGGAUUCUCUUGGGAGCCAAGAUCCGGCCUCGUCCUCAUUCUCUUGGCUCUCGCUCUUAUAACCGCCGUGAAUGUUCACGAUCUCGUGGCUCAUUUAGCCGGAAUAGAUUACCGGUUAAGGUUAAUGCAGUAUGACUUGCAAUUGGGGCUAGUGGAAUUUGCAGUCCCUCUAGUCCAGGUAGCGGGUUCGGUCGUUUUCUUCGUGGGAAUCUUUUUCGUUUUCAACCAGGCGGAGACAAAACUGGGACACGGUGAAAGAGAGAAGCACGCGUUAAACAUGCUCGUUGCAGGUCCGUUGCUUUGGGUGAUAGGAUCAAUUCACAACUCGUGUCAAAUCUACGAGAGAGCAGACAGUCACGUGCAGAUUCUACAGCAGUGUGUCCACAUACCUUUCUUGGUUGGAUCCCUUUUAUUCUUGGUUUCUGCACUUCUCAAUAGCCUUGACCAAUCAGGAUCAUCUCAUAGUGGCUUAAAGCUUCUUGGGAGAAGAUGGGUUUGGCUUGGGAUUUCCGGGGGAAUAUGUUUGUUUGUGGGUGGAUUGAUGAACGUGGUUAAGGUUUUUAACUUCGUUCAGAUCAGUGGGAUCCGUCUCGAGAAACUACGGGGCGGAGCACAAGACAAGCUUCUUGAAGAGAGAGAAGGGUAUCUUCCUCUUGUUGCUGAAGAAGAAAGAAUAAGGAAAAUGGAAGCUGACGAAGCUUCUGAAAGAGCCAAAUCUCCGGCUCGCUUAGCCCCCAAGGCAGGAGCGGGAGCUGCAGAGACCGCGGCGCGAUCUUCUCCCACACCGUACAAGGAUGUUCUCGUCGGACAGAGCUGA
Messenger RNA from Microthlaspi erraticum, 948 nucleotides. Lineage: Eukaryota; Viridiplantae; Streptophyta; Magnoliopsida; Brassicales; Brassicaceae. The record is from the annotation of a GenBank genome assembly.